Molecule: messenger RNA, 1086 nt
Organism: Aspergillus luchuensis
Lineage: Eukaryota; Fungi; Ascomycota; Eurotiomycetes; Eurotiales; Aspergillaceae
Product: SGNH/GDSL hydrolase family protein
Exons: 2
Coding region: 1-1086 (361 amino acids)
Molecular function (GO): hydrolase activity, acting on ester bonds
Source: RefSeq, a predicted model, not a curated record
AUGUCUGGUCUUCUGGGGAGCCGUUCCUGGUGGCUUCCAUCACCGGGAAGCCGAGGGUUCUGCUAUCUUUUUGUGUAUCUUGCAGCUCUAUUCACUCUAACCCCAGUUGUCCACGCUGCCGUCGCUGUCGAACCUGGAGCAUUCGGUCAGUUAUCCCAACUGGCAAAUAAUCCUCCUUUUCCCUUGGCCACAACCAACGAAGACUCUGAGACGUGGUCACCAGUCACGAACUCGAUGCAACUUGGUGAAGGCAAGGAGGAGCAAGACGCCUUGCAAAUGAUGACCUUUAUGAACGACGCGACUAAGACAGACCCAACCUCAACCGAGACUCCAUGUCCCAAGGAAAAGAAGGGGACUACACGUGGCGGUAUCGAAUCUGGGAGUGGUUCCGGGCGCAAAACAUUGCCGUCCAGCUGGUGGGCCCCCUACACGGGGACCGCGCCGUCCGAACCGCAAGCCCACGGGGAGCUCCAGCACCAAGCCACGCUGGGCCAGCCCCCGACCAGCGGCGGGUACGCCCCCGACGUGUCCCCGGACUUUGAUCGCCACCAUUUCGCCGUGUGGGGCCGCGUGGCCGCCAUCGACAAGGACUUGAUCUAUGAUGUCCUCAGUGCCCACCAAGCAGACUUGAUGCUGCUGAUGCUGGGGUUCAACGACAUGGCCUGGUUCCAGAGUGAUGCAUCGGGCACUCUGGACAGUAUCCGUACCCUAGUCAUCAAUGCCCGCGCAGCCAAUCCAAACCUCAAGUUCGCCAUCGCCAAUGUCCCCCAGCGCACCCUAAUCCCGGGUCGAGAGGAUAUUCCGUUUAACACCAAUAUCUAUAAUGCGUUGCUGCGGAAUGCUGUCCCAGAGUGGAGUAGUGCAGGUUCGCCCAUUCAUCUGGUCGAACUGCAGGAGAACUACGACUGUGGACCAGAUGCAUGUCCUGCCGGUUAUGAUGGACUGCAUCCGAAUACUCUGGGAGAGUAUCAGAUCGCUCGCGCGUUCAGCCUUACUCUGGUGAAGGUUUACGGGAUCGGAAACUCUCCGUUGAUCAUUCCUGACAAGAUUCCAGAGAGGCCUCCCCACUUGUCGUUCAGUUUCUAA